AUGCAUCCCGAGGCAUUCCUGUCUUGUAAGGAAGGAAUGGAAUUAUUACAGAGCAAGCCUUAUCAGGAAUCCGUUCAAUCGAUUAUUGUAGAUGAAGGCUCACUGUAUUUUAGAAUGGUAAGUUAGUAAAUGUAUAGUAAAAAUGUUUUAUAGAAAUUAUACAAAAUUUUUAAUAACGCAUUGACGUCAACUUGUAAAAAUAUUAAUUAUUUGUCUUUAAUAUUGUUUUGCAGGGGACUUGACUUCAGGAAAGAUUAUUCAAAUUUGGCAAUGUUGUGUGCUACGUUCCCUACCGUUCCUGUUGUUGCCCUCACUGCUACAGCAAGCAAGGCAGAUGUUAUAUUAAUUAAGGAAUCUUUAAAUUUGAAAAAGCCAGUGGAAAUCACAGCUAAUCCUGACAGGCCAAAUAUAUUUUAUGAAAAGAUCAUCAGAAAGGGCAAUGACCUUGAAUUUUUUCAGGAACUUCUACACAACAUUUGGGCAAGGAACAGUACUAUCCUCUUGAUGCUGAAGCAAUACCCGAAAACAGGCUGUUUGCCCAAUUUCAUUCACCCCAGACAAAUGCUAUGAAGAAUCAGAUUCUCACUGAACUGUCUUCACCAUUGUCAAAAUUGAGAGUUGUAUUUGCAACUGUUGCAUUGGGAAUGGGCAUUGAUAUACCAUGUAUAAGACAUGUUAUUCAUGUUGGGCCACCACAUACAAUUAGAGAAUAUUUUCAGGAGACCGGGCGAGCAGGUCGUGAUAGGAAACAAUCAACAGCUGUCUUAUACUACAACAAGCGUGAUAUUGCAAUGAGCCGGCCUGGAAUUAGUGACAGUAUUUGUGAAUACUGCAAACUUGAGGACAGCUGCCUUAGGAUGUUUUUGUUGGGAUGUCUUGACGUUCAUGAUGUCAUGAAAGACAACCCUCAUGUUUGUUGUAGUUAUUGUAAAAUGCAGUGUAAAUGUUCAGAAUGUACAACAUAA
Molecule: messenger RNA, 965 nt
Organism: Paramuricea clavata
Lineage: Eukaryota; Metazoa; Cnidaria; Anthozoa; Malacalcyonacea; Plexauridae
Source: the annotation of a GenBank genome assembly